UUCAAGCCGCUGACCACAAUCAAAGAUGGCGGUGUAACAGCACGGAUUACAGUGUGAAACAAAUCAAAAUGAGCCUUCUUCGGCGGCUGUUGGCUUUACCGUCGCCUUUGGCUUUUCAGAGAACUAUAUCCGCAUAUAGAGCCAAUUCGGCAUCCAGCUCUGUAGUUAGGAUUCCAAGAAGAUUUUUACAGCUCUACUGCAAGAAACUUAGUGCAGUAGUGGAUCUGACAGCUGACUCCUGGUCAAAUGGUAGAAAAUACGUCAGUGGUUUUGAAGAUAUCGAGGAACUUCACAAUGCUCCUGAAGAAGUCAAAAGAGUGUUCAGUCUUCAAAAUGCAAGCCAGGUAGAGCACCGAAAAGUUGCACUUGAAAAAGUCAAAGAACAAUACAAUGACGAGGAAGAACGAUACAUUGCAGAAUUGUGUGUCAAAAUCGAAGCAGUGAGGAAGAACAAUGAGGAUGGAAAGAGGGGAGCCAAGAACAAACACAGCAAAGUAUUUCUUCACUGGCUGAUUUGCAAGAGGAGGAAGAGACUGCAGCAUCUCAAAGACACUCGCUUUGAGCGUUACCUAGAACUUUUGAAAGAAUUGGACCUUGAACCACUAGAUCAUCCACAGUCAGCGAAGAAUAAGUACAAGAUGAGGAGAAGGACAACAAGACAGUAAUAAAAAUAAACUCUGCUUAAAAUG
This is a messenger RNA of Orbicella faveolata, 689 nucleotides long. RefSeq lists its product as uncharacterized. The record is from RefSeq and is a predicted model, not a curated record. Gene Ontology annotation, molecular function: RNA binding; structural constituent of ribosome. Gene Ontology annotation, cellular component: ribosome; mitochondrial small ribosomal subunit. NCBI's taxonomy places the organism in Eukaryota, Metazoa, Cnidaria, Anthozoa, Scleractinia, Merulinidae. Gene Ontology annotation, biological process: mitochondrial translation.